Messenger RNA from Neohortaea acidophila, 1960 nucleotides. Its product is annotated as nineteen complex-related protein 2-domain-containing protein. Lineage: Eukaryota; Fungi; Ascomycota; Dothideomycetes; Mycosphaerellales; Teratosphaeriaceae. Gene Ontology annotation, molecular function: DNA binding. The record is from RefSeq and is a predicted model, not a curated record. The coding region runs from base 460 to 1911 and encodes 483 amino acids. Gene Ontology annotation, cellular component: nucleus; U2-type post-mRNA release spliceosomal complex. The transcript has 2 exons. Gene Ontology annotation, biological process: spliceosomal complex disassembly; mRNA splicing, via spliceosome.
GUAGCCCCCUGCUGAUCAAGCGCGACUUGUUGCUGACCCCGACUCAACAGACUGCCGUUCUCUUUGCCCAGUGCAUGAGCGAGAAGCUGCCAAAGCCGGAAGGCAUUCCGCCGGAAGUGAGGAGGUGGAGUGAUUUCAUCGGAGGGAAGCCAUUGUGAUGUGCUCGCGUUGCUGUUUUUGCCAAAUUUCCCCCCAGCAAGGUGUUCAGCGAGUCCGGCUGGCAGCUGAUGCAUUACAUCCUUGGACGGCCAUCAUAGAGAGAGACUACCAGUACCCCGUUUCAACUGUUGUUCAUCGGCCCAUCGCAUCUGCCAUGGCUUUGCUUCAAAUUCCACCGCCAGGCCAAACUUUAAAUUUUUGUAGGACCUCACGUCAAGGCAUCUUCUGUCUCUGCACCCACUUUCCUUCGCGCUCUCCCCACCAAACAUGCAACGGUAACCCUUGUAGCAGCCGCCGAACAUGAAAAAGGCGUUCUCCGCGCGACGCGUGCCCCGCAAGAUCGGUUCAGAGGACGAGGAUGAGCCCGCGAGAGCAACAGACGGAGGAGAAGAGCCGUCAGGAACCUCAUUGAUCAAACCCUCGACCAAAGCGCGAAAGGGUACGCCGUUGCGAGCGUCCUUCAACCCCGACGAUGCGGAUGAUGAACAAACGGGCCCCGCGGGCAUCAGACCCCCGAAACGCUCGAAUCUGUCCCGACUGGCGAUCCAGCGGAAUGCAUCACAGCGAUCUUCACUCCUCCCCUCGAAUCUCCCCACGCGCUCGGCGGACGAAGAUGAAGAUCGGCCGUCGUACAAUGCGGCGUCGCUGCAAGAGCUGAAGGAGAGCACGCCGUCUACACCGCGCGACCUCACAACAGACGCGAGCAUGUCCGAUGUGGACGAGAUGGCAAGCGGGACGCAAGCGCUCGACAUAACGUCCAAAUUCGGGACUUCGCUCUCGCGAUAUCAGCAGCCUUCUGCCAUUCCUUCGGCCGCCGAGAUUGCGGAGAAGAAGGCGCGCAGGGCACGACUGGCGAAAGAGCAGGCUGCGGAAGAGUACAUCUCGCUCGAUCCUGAUGACCCGGAUCUUGACAACGAGGACGAGGAUGAUCCGAAUGUCAUGCGCGACGACUACGGCCGUCUAGUGCUCAAGCCGAAAGACAAGUACAACGAAGCAGAAAGCCGGCUGACGCACGACGACGAGGACAUGAUGGAGAACUUCGACGAGUUCACCGAAGCAGACGGUAAGAUAGUCAUGGGGCGCAAAGCAGAGGCCGAGGCGGCGAAGCGGCGGAAAGCAGACAUGGCGGCGCAGAUCGCGGCAGCGGAGGGCGGCGCGGCCUCGGACUCCGACUCGGACGCCAGCGAGCGCGCGCGCAACGAAGCCUUCGAAGCGGCGCAGACUCGACACGGCACGUACGGCUCGAAGAGCACUUCUGCCGACCCUUAUGCGGACGUGCGGCCGAAGACGCCCCCUGUCAUCUCCCCGCUGCCUACUCUCGACGGCGUGAUUGAGCGGCUGCGAAAGCAAGUAGCGGAGCUGCAGAGCGGGCGCAUGCAACGUCUGCAGGAAAUGGAGGCGCUACAGCGGGAGAAGAUUAGAUUGGGGGAAGAAGAGAUUCGGAUUCAGCGAGCAUUGCGGGAAACGGCAGAAAAGUUUCAACAGCUGCGAGCAGAGAGGGGGAUUGCGGAGCCUCGAAGCGAUGGUGUCGACGGAACGGAGGCGUCGACGAGUGUGGAUCUUGUCAACGUUGCUUCGAGACUGGUGGGAGGCCCUCCAGAUUCCGGCCCCUGGGACAGCGGAGCGAGCACGGAUGUGGAGAAUGCUGGCGAGGUGCGCGGUGGGUUGGGGUUUGGGAUGUCGAGGGGAGAUCUCGACGACUGGGGUAUGGGGAGCACCGCGAAUGGCAGUAGAGACGAUGACGAUGGCUAGCGGCAGUUACAUGCAACGAAUCUCACGAACCUAGACGUGUCAAUCAGCG